Dufourea novaeangliae is the source of this 651-nucleotide messenger RNA. RefSeq names its product 39S ribosomal protein L13, mitochondrial (gene mRpL13). Bases 115 to 651 code for a protein of 178 amino acids. Gene Ontology annotation, molecular function: mRNA binding; structural constituent of ribosome. The transcript has 4 exons. The record is from RefSeq and is a predicted model, not a curated record. NCBI's taxonomy places the organism in Eukaryota, Metazoa, Arthropoda, Insecta, Hymenoptera, Halictidae. Gene Ontology annotation, biological process: negative regulation of translation; translation. Gene Ontology annotation, cellular component: ribosome; mitochondrial large ribosomal subunit.
UUUAUAUAGAACUUCAGAAUCUAACCUUAACAAUUGAAUGCAAUGAGCAAUUCGAUCUAAAUCAUCUUUUACAUUGUUAUCUCCUAUUGAAGUUAGUUUUUAACAUAAUUGAUUAUGUCUCUCCUUCGGAAAAGCCAGCAAUGGGGUUCUUUUGCACGUAUUUGGCAUAUUUAUGAUGCUGCUUGGCAAGAUCCAUUUCAAAGUGCCCCACAAAUUAAAAAGUAUCUUAUGGGACUAUAUAAACCUAUAUAUCACCCCAUGAAUGAUUGUGGUGAUCAUGUAAUAGUAAUAAACAGCAAAGAUAUUGCCUUGCGUGGAGAUGAAUGGCAAAAACGCGUAUAUUUUCAUCAUACUGGAUAUCAUGGAGGUGCAACCUGGACACUUGCAUGGGAAUUGCACAAUAGAGAUCCAACAAUGAUUAUGAGGAAAGCAGUUUAUAGCUCAAUGGAUGGAAAUUUGCAACGAAGAUAUACUAUGCAAAGAUUACACAUUUUUCCAAAUGCAAAUAUACCUAAAGAUAUGCUGGAAAAUGCCACAAACCAAAUCAAACAGAUGAGACCUGCACCAGUCAAAUUAGAUCAUAUUCCACUAGAGGAAAGAGAAAAUUUCCCACGUCUUAUAAAGUAUCCUAUUGAUUAUCAGCUCAAAUAA